Molecule: messenger RNA, 618 nt
Organism: Babesia bigemina
Lineage: Eukaryota; Apicomplexa; Aconoidasida; Piroplasmida; Babesiidae
Product: ADP RIBOSYLATION FACTOR-RELATED, putative
Exons: 3
Coding region: 1-618 (205 amino acids)
Biological process (GO): cilium assembly
Cellular component (GO): cytoplasm; microtubule cytoskeleton
Molecular function (GO): GTP binding; GTPase activity
Source: RefSeq, a predicted model, not a curated record
AUGGGAGGCUCACUUUCGUGCCGCCGUCCUCUAAGCGUAUCACCUCAAUCGUACCCUACGCUGCAGCUACACGUAUUUGGACUUGCGGGCUCCGGCAAGCAUUCUAUCGUGAGAUUCCUCAAGUACGGUGUACCUGUUUUGGAUGCUAAGCGAGAUGAUGUUGAAGUAGACAUGCAAUGGAUCACGCACCGCAAAGUCAGGAUGCUACUAUGGGUAUCCGAGCACACUGCACAAAAGGAAGUUGCCAAUGCAACCGAUGUUGCCAGAGCGCUCGUAUGCGUCGUUGACGGAUCGGACCCUGACAAGUUGGCCGCAGCUCGCGACUACCUGUUCACACAACUGCAAGAAACCACUGGCACUCCCAAUUUGCUGAUUCUGCUAAACAAGUGCGACAAGCACUCCUUCGUGUUCCUCGAAGAGGCGCACGAUGCGCUGAACCUCGACCAGAUCAGAGACCGCCAUGUGCGCAUUUACGCGUGCUCGGCUGCCACCGGCGAGGGGAUUCGCGAGGCGCUUGAUUGGCUGUGCAGCAAGUUCCACCUCCAAAACGGGAUUUACGUCAGCCGCAAGGGUGAGCAGAACAGUUACCAACCACACAUCUUCGCAGAUACCAUGUAA